AUGAAAUUGCUAUCUCUAUGCUUAUGGUCACUAUCUUUGGCAUGGGCGGCAUCAUCAGCGGCCAUAGAAAAGACGAAUGAAGGACAAUUAGACAAUGGUGAGAAGCACGAAACAAUGCAUUUCGGUUUUGAAACUGAAAACGGUCAUCAGCGCUCCGAGAACAUUACCUACAUGAUCAAAUCGACGAAAUCAAAAGUGGCGGAGGAUGAAAAAGUUUCGGAAAAACCAGUAGAAUAUCGUGGUGGCUAUAGCUUUAUAUCAGCCGAUGGUUAUAGGUAUCAAGUGCUUUACAAGGCGAAUAGCAAAGGCUUUCAACCCUAUGUGACAGCUCAUAAGAUAAAACCAGCCAAUGAGCUGGAAAAGCAGCCGGAAAAACAGUCGUCGAAGCAGCUGGAAAAGCAAUCUGAAAAACAGUCGGAGAAGGUGCCAGAAAAGCAGGAAAAAAUUAUCAAAGAAGAGGAACAGCUAACACCAACAACAUAG
Scaptodrosophila lebanonensis is the source of this 483-nucleotide messenger RNA. RefSeq lists its product as uncharacterized. The transcript has 3 exons. NCBI's taxonomy places the organism in Eukaryota, Metazoa, Arthropoda, Insecta, Diptera, Drosophilidae. The coding region runs from base 1 to 483 and encodes 160 amino acids. The record is from RefSeq and is a predicted model, not a curated record.